AUCGUAAACAAACAAAAUGGCGGCCACCUAUAGUUCUCCUCAAGUAGUGCCUCCUCCAAGGCUAGAGCAUUAUGUUAUCACCGAGAAAUUAGGCCAGGGAACAUACGCAACUGUAUAUAAGGCAUUCAAAAAGGGUAACACCAGAGAUGUGGUUGCAAUCAAGUGCAUUCAAAAAAGUUCCCUAAGCAAGACUUCAACAGAAAAUUUACUCACUGAGAUUGAAUUACUCAAGAAACUUGAUCACGAGCAUAUUGUCAAAUUGAAAGACUUUGUGUGGAAUGAUCAAUACAUUUUCCUCAUAAUGGAGUAUUGCAGUGGUGGUGACUUAUCCAGGUUUAUUCACAGCAGAAGAGGUCUACCUGAGCCUAUUGCUAAGAAAUUUUUACAACAGUUAGCUCUUGCACUUCAAUUUCUGAAUGUGAACAACAUAGCUCACAUGGAUCUUAAGCCUCAGAAUUUGCUGUUAUCAGACCCACAAAAUCCUGUUCUAAAAUUGGCAGAUUUUGGUUUUGCACAGUAUUUACAUAGUGGAGAGGAGACAAAGACACUGAGAGGAUCCCCUCUGUACAUGGCGCCAGAGAUGAUCUGUUCAUUAAAAUAUGAUGCCAGGGUAGAUUUGUGGUCUGUGGGUGUUAUCCUCUAUGAGGCACUGUUUGGUGUGGCACCUUUUGCCUCUGGGUCUUUUGCAGAACUUGAAACGAAGAUUCGAUCUUCAGCUCCUAUAGAGCUCCCUGUUGGGACCAAAGUGUCACAAGAUUGUCAGGAUCUCAUGUUGGCCUUGCUACAGAGAGAUCCCAUGGACAGAAUCUCCUUUGAGGAUUUCUUUGCACAUCCUUUUCUUGAUCUAGAACAUGUCCCAUCACCAUCCUGCUUAGGGAGGGCUGUUAAGCUUGUGACUGAGGCCAUUAAAAUGGAUGAUGCUGGUGAUUUAAAAGGAGCUGCAAAACUCUACUGUGAAGCUAUGGCUUUUUUUUUACCAGCCAUUGAGUAUGAAAAGGACCCAGAGAUGAAAACAAAAUUGCGAGAGAGGGUGAAUCAGUACAUGAACCGAGCAGAAGAACUGAAACAGUGUUUUAAGACAAAAGCACAUAGUAGCCCUGAUGAGCUACUAGCGCGUUACAGCAGUGAACACCCUGAGUUGAAAGAAGCCCUUCACCUUGCAAAUAUCGCGGAAAUAAGAGAUGAGCAUGGAGCUUAUGACAGUGCACUGGAACAGUAUCAGUUGGCAUUGGAGGCACUUUUACCUAUAUUAUCAGGUACACCUCGUGGAUCGUACAAGGAAGCAGUGCAUUUAGAGGUGGAAAAGUAUAUGAAACGAGCUGAAGAAAUCAAGCUUUACCUUAAGCUGAGUAAAGAAAAAAUCAGCGUUGUCGGAGAAGAACAGCCAAGGUGUGUACUACAGUGAGAGCCAACUCAAGUUUUCCCAUGGAAACCGGAAGAGGGUGCUCGAUUGUGAUGCUUUAUACAUCUCGUGCUCAACAUGAGAAGCCUAACUUUAUGCCAACGGAUAGCGAGCCGGCGGAUGUAGGGUUUGUGUAACAGGAUGUUGAAAUCAAGGCUACGGAAAUGUGUACAGACAAAGACUAUUGUGCCAUAUUUCUCAACUUGAGACGCUGCUGGAGCCCAAGCACAUAAAAAUUCGCUUCAAGUGUUUCUGAAGUGUUAUUACCAGUGAUGAAGUGAUUAAUGUGUGACCACUGGUGACAAUGUUUCUUUAUCAUUGAAAGAACUUUGAAACGCAUAGGAAUACUUGAUACUUCUUCAAGAUAAAGUGAUGUUAUCUUUCAAUUUGUUUUUCUCUGCUAGAUUUGUUUGAACGCAUAAGACUUUGUACUUACAAGUUAUAUCAGUAGAAUGAUAUUAGCUACUUUAAAAAACGUUAUGCUGACUAGAUGUUUAGUUUUAGUAUGUGACAUACUGGCCGCGUAUAGCCUUAACAAAGAGAGUUUUAAAAAUUCACAAUUGUUACAGCCUUACAAUAACAACAAAAUAGAUUUUUGAAGUAUUUAUCUCUCCUUUAAUAACUUAAGGUAUAAUCGCCUCAUAAAUUUUCCCAUCCAAAAACCCGUCUCAGUUACUACUACUGGGAAGGGAAUGCGUAAUAUUGUUUUUAAUCUGGCUUAUCAUUGAGAAAACUAAACAGACAGUAGAAAGCUUUUGAGUCUGAUUGGUCAGGAAAUGUCACGCCAUCCCAUCGACCAAUCAGAUUUAAAACUAAAAUCAGUCGUGACUUGGUCACUCGCGUUUUCCCGCGCUUCAUGAGUUAGCUUGUUUACACUUUAGUUCUCUUUGGCUCCUUGCGAAAUGUUCCUUCCCUCUGAUUGGCUGUUGUAUUUACUUGGGC
Messenger RNA from Pocillopora verrucosa, 2344 nucleotides. RefSeq names its product serine/threonine-protein kinase ULK3-like. Gene Ontology annotation, cellular component: cytosol; phagophore assembly site membrane; autophagosome. Gene Ontology annotation, biological process: response to starvation; piecemeal microautophagy of the nucleus; peptidyl-serine phosphorylation. The record is from RefSeq and is a predicted model, not a curated record. Gene Ontology annotation, molecular function: ATP binding; protein serine/threonine kinase activity. NCBI's taxonomy places the organism in Eukaryota, Metazoa, Cnidaria, Anthozoa, Scleractinia, Pocilloporidae.